This is a messenger RNA of Rhea pennata, 2925 nucleotides long. RefSeq names its product progesterone immunomodulatory binding factor 1 (gene PIBF1). Gene Ontology annotation, biological process: cilium assembly. The record is from RefSeq and is a predicted model, not a curated record. Bases 380 to 2665 code for a protein of 761 amino acids. NCBI's taxonomy places the organism in Eukaryota, Metazoa, Chordata, Aves, Rheiformes, Rheidae. Gene Ontology annotation, cellular component: centriolar satellite. The transcript has 19 exons.
CGGGCGGCAAUGCCGCCGCGCCGCCACCGCGCGCAUCUCGCUGCGGCCGGCCGCCGGGGCAGCCCGGGACGCCGCGAGCCUCUCACCUGGUGCAGGAGGAGGCGGGUACAGCGGCCCGCCGGGACGUACCGGGAACCUCCUGCCGCUUUCCAUCGGCGCCGGGAGCGGAGAGCUGCCCUGCGGAGGCGGGAGCCUCCCGGGAUGCCCAGCCGGCUCCGGGCUCCCCUUCCUUUAUAGGCUCUCAAGCACGAGCUGCUCCGCGAAUCUCCAGAAGUUGGUAAAAGCUGUGCUCCCCGCCGAAUGGUGGUAAAGUUUAGUCUUCAGGAGGCUCAUCUCUAAGUAUAGCCAAAAAAAACCCCUUUGCAAAUGGUGAAAGAAAAUGUCACAUAAAAGCACUAAAGAAAUCAGGAAGGUAAAUGUCUCUAGCUCCUUGGAGUCUGAAGAUAUUAGUUUAGAGACCACAAUACCAACUGAUGAUGUUUCCUCCUCCGAGGAGAGGGAAGGUACUGUUAAAAUUACUAAACAGCUGAUUGAACGGAAGGAGUUGCUCCAUAAUCUUCAACUACUUAAAAUAGAAUUAUCUCAGAAAAACUUGAUGAUUGACAACUUGAAAGUAGAAUAUCUGACCAAGAUUGAAGAGCUAGAAGAGAAGCUUAAUGAUGCAAUCCAUCAAAAGCAGCUAUUGUCUUUACGACUGGAUAGCCAGCUGGCACUACAGCAAGAAGAUGCUAGAAAACAUCAGGCUCUAAUGAAACAAGAAAUGGAAACCAUUUUAUUGAGACAGAAACAACUAGAGGAAACAAAUCAUCAGUUAAGAGAGAGGGCAGGAGAUAUUCGUCGCAGCUUGCGAGACUUGGAAUUAACAGAUGAUUGCUAUGAGAAGCUGAAGUCUCUUCCUGAAGACCAGCUUUCUAUUCCUGAAUAUGUUUCUAUUCGAUUCUAUGAAGUAGUGCAUUCGUUGAGAAAAGAACUAAAUGAUCUACAGGUGAAAAAGGAAAGCCUAACAGAGGAACUAAAUGGAUACAAGUCGCAGCUGAAGUGUGUGACAGAGAAUUAUGAAGAAGAGAGGAGGAUUCGGUCAGACCUUGAGGUUAGAUGUCAGCGUUUAACACUGGAACUGGCUGAUACAAAGCGGAUGAUUCAACAAGGUGAUUACAGACAAGAGAACUAUGAUACAGUAAAAUGUGAACGAGAUAUAUUUGAACAUGAAUUGUCAGAACUCAGAAGAAAAUAUGACAUAUUGGAGUUGUCUCACAAAGCACAAGCUAAAGAAAGAAAUGACUUAUCAAAAGAGCUGGCAACCUUGCAACAAUCCCUUAACUUCUUGCAAAAAGAUAAAGAUUAUCUUAAUCGCCAGAACAUGGAGCUUAGUGUUCGCUGUGCACAUGAGGAAGAUCGUCUUGAAAGACUUCAGAUUCAGCUAGAGGAUGCCAAAAAAGCUAGAGAAGAGAUGUAUGAAAAAUAUGUUACAUCCAGAGACCAUUAUAAAACAGAGUAUGAAAACAGACUGCAGGAGGAACUGGAACAAAUAAGACUGAAAACAAAUCAAGAAAUUGAGCAACUUCGAAGUACCUCAAAGGAGAUGUAUGAGCGUGAAAACAGAAAUUUAAGAGAAGCAAGAGAUAAUGCUGUAGCUGAAAAAGAAAGAGCAGUUACUGCUGAAAGGGAAGCUCUAGGAAAAUACGAUCAACUCUUAGAACAGUAUAGACAAAUGCAACUUGGCACAGAAAGCAAAGUAGCUGAACUUCUUCACCAAAGUAAGUUAAAGUCCUUUGAAAGUGAACAUGUUCAACUCAUGCAGCAAGAAACAGCUAAGAAUCUUUCACAGUGCCAGAUAGAAUGUGAGAAAUAUCAGAGAAAACUGGAGGUCCUUACUAAGGAAUUUUAUAGUCUUCAGUCUUCUAGUGAAACACGCAUUAUUGAACUUCAAACUCAAAAUUCUGAGUUUCAGGCGAGGCUAGAUACUUACGAAAAACUUGAAAAAGAGCUUGAUGAGAUAAUUAUUCAAACAGCAGAAAUGGAAGAUGAAGCUGAAGCUGAAAGGGUUCUCUUUUCGUAUGGGUAUGGUGCCAAUGUGCCUACUACAGCCAAAAGACGACUAAAGCAAAGUGUUCACUUGGCAAGAAGGCUACUGCAGCUAGAAAAGCAAAACUCACUGCUUGUAAAAGAUCUGGAACAUCAGAAGGAAAAAGUAACACAGAUUUCACAAGAGCUUGACAGAGCAAAUUCUUUGUUGAAUCAAGUACAACAGCCAUACAAAUACCUGAUUGAAACUGUGCAACAGAGAGAUUCCCAAAUAAGUCUACAGAAAGAACAUAUUAUACAACUUGAAAAAGAUGUCAGUCUUUUAAAUAAAGAGAAGACAGCUUUGCUGCGUGUCAAGAAUCAAAUGGCAGCAGAUUUGGAGAGACUUCUAAAUCAUCGCGAGGAGCUAGCAGUAAUGAAACAGGUUUUAAUUAGUCUACAAGGUAAAUGCUAUGAACAAAAUUUACCUCAGUCUCAUACUGAUGUAAAAAGUGUGACUGCAAAAAGCAAAUCAAUCCCAUCGAUAAAACUGCUGUCAGAACAUGAAGAAGAAAAUGUGUUUACACCUAAGCCAACAUUAUUUACAAAUAAGGAGGUACCUGCAUGGUAUAGGAAAUUACAGCAGAAAACAUCACCGUAACAUUAAAAAUAUUCAAGAUAACCUUUUGGGGAAUUUUCCUUUGAAGAUAUUUUCACUAUAAUCAUGUCCUGGUUAUCAUAAAGUUAAACAACUGUUUUAUUAUCAGCUACACUUUUAUAUCUGUAAAACAGUCUUAUGCUUCUUAAAAUGAUUUUUAGUUAUGUUACAUGAAUAAAGUGUGUGAAAAUAAUGCAUGCAAUGAUUUUACUAACAUAUAUUUGAAAUAAAAAAGAUAAAUUAAUGUUAAUAUGUUGUAUACA